Molecule: messenger RNA, 9448 nt
Organism: Gadus morhua (Atlantic cod)
Lineage: Eukaryota; Metazoa; Chordata; Actinopteri; Gadiformes; Gadidae
Product: nucleosome-remodeling factor subunit BPTF
Exons: 35
Biological process (GO): regulation of transcription by RNA polymerase II
Cellular component (GO): NURF complex
Molecular function (GO): zinc ion binding; RNA polymerase II cis-regulatory region sequence-specific DNA binding
Source: RefSeq, a predicted model, not a curated record
GAAAGAUGGCGUCACGUGACCGUCGGGCCCGCCGUGUUUCAGAGCGAGAAGAAAGAUGGCGUCAGAGCGACCUGAGCGGGACGCCGGCCAUUCGCUUUAAGCUUUCCGCAUCAAAUUGGGACCGGGGCUUUGGUGGGUCUUUUUCACACCGUGACAGGAGAGGGUCUUUUUCCUUCGGAUAGUCUUUUUCUUCGGUUCGGUUGAGCUACUUCACCACCGAGAUUGAAGCGGAAAAGAAGACACUGUUUCCUACAAUGAGGGGGAGAAGAGGAAGGCCGCCCAAACAGGCGGGGAUGCGGGAGGGAUCGCCCGGGCCAGUGCGCGGCUCUAGAGGCAGCAGGAGUAGGGGUCUGCGGGGCCGGGGAAGGGGCAGGGGACGCGGUCGGGGUCGGGGUGCAGGUGUUGUUGGUGGUUGUGUUGAAGUGGAUGCCGAGAUGCUUGGCAGGGAGAACUUUAACUCUUCUCGGGGGCGCAGGAAACUUGGAGCCGCUGCCGCGGCGUCGCGGGGUCGAGGCGGUCGAGGAAGAGGAAGGGGCGCCCGGGGCAGAGGCGGCGUGAGGCGGCCUCAGACCAAGGUGGUCUACGAUGACAACAGCGAUGAGGAGGACGAUAAUAUCAGUUACCGGUCGGAAGAAGACGAGCUCUUAAACGAAAACCGCUCGUCGGGUCUGGAAGAGGAGGCCCUGGGAAACGACUCGGACUACCUGGAGGAGUUACCGGAGGAAGAUGACGCCAGCUACGGCACGGAGAGCAGCUUCAGGAGCCACAGUACGCACGGCAGUACUCCAGGUCGGAGAAGGAGCCGGGCACCACGUCCCCGCUCCCCCAUCCUGGAGGCCAAGGACGUGCCCCCCCUGGAGCUACCCAAGUCCUCGGAGGACCUCCUCAUCCCGGCUGCGCGCCUCCUGGACGUUGCUGCCGUCUACGAGGUGCUGCGCCACUUUGGCUCGGUGCUGCGCCUCUCGCCCUUCCGCUUCGAGGACUUUGCGGCGGCGCUGGCGGGACAGGAGCAGUGCACGCUGCUGGCGGAGACGCACUCCUCGCUGCUGAAGGCUAUCCUGCGCGAGGAGGACACUUCCAGCACCACCUUCGGGCCCGCCGACCUCAAGGACUCGGUGCACUCCACACUGUACUUCGUGGACGGCAUGACGUGGCCCGAGGUGGUGCGGGCAUACUGCGAGAGCGACGGGGAGUACCGCCACGUGCUGCCUUGCCAGGAGAGCGAGGAGUACCCAUACGAGCCGCUAGAGAGCAAGGUGCAGGUGCUGCAGUUCCUGGUGGACCAGUUCCUGGCCACCAACAUCGCGCGCGAGGAGCUGAUGUCGGAGGGUGUAGUGGCGUACGACGACCACUGCCGUGUGUGCCACCGGCUGGGCGACCUGCUGUGCUGCGAGACCUGCUCGGCCGUGUACCACCUGGAGUGCGUCAAGCCGCCGCUUCAGGAGGUGCCGGAGGACGAGUGGCAGUGCGAGGUGUGCGUGGCGCACAAGGUGGCCGGCGUGGUGGACUGCGUGCCCGAGGUGCAGAGGAAUCGGCCGUACAUCCGCCAGCUGCCCAUGGGCUUCGACCGCCACCGCCGGAAGUACUGGUUCCUUAACCGCCGCAUCGUUGUCGAGGAGGAUGGUGACAAGGAAGACAAGACGAUGUGGUACUACAGCACCAAGGUGCAGCUAGCCGAGUUGAUUGACAGCCUGGACAAGCAGUUCUGGGAGGCGGACCUGUACGCGGCACUGGAGGAGAUGCGUGAGGAGAUCCACACCCACAUGGACAUCACGGAGGACCUCACGAACAAGGCCCGCGGCAGCAACAAGUGCUUCCUGACCGCCGCCAAUGAUGAAAUAGUGGAUCGUCUACGAGCGAAGCAGGAGGAAGAGCUGGAGGAGGUGAAGCGGCGAGCGGCCUUGGAGGUCCAGAAGGUGCGUUUGGCACAAGAGGAGGAGGAGGAGCAGGCCAAGGGGGACGGGUCACAGGAGGAAGAGGUUAAAAGUCAACUUAAGCAGGAGGCCAAAGAGGAGAAGGAGGCUGAGGAUGAGGAAAUCACAGCUACAGCCACAGGUACGGGUCAAGAAGGCAGCAGCUUCUCCAGCAGCAGUAGCAUCACAGAGGAACCCAAUCCCUCCACAGGCGCUCCAGUACCAGCUGUUCCCAGUGCUGAGAGCUCAUGCCUGGCCUUUGGGCCACCUAAGGCCCCUGCCUCCACUGGAGAGUGUCGGGGAGAGGGAGCUUCCACUAUGCAGGUCACUGAACAAGGCCAAGACACCACAGACUCGGGCCCCCUGCCCAGCCAAGAGGGCAUGCCCGGUCUGAGCCAGUCCACCCAGCCCAGCGAGGACAGCGGGCCCAGUACCGGGGGCCCCAGCUCCAGGCCAGAAACCCCCGACCUGGCCGACAAAUCCUCCCAGUCGUCGCUGGCCAGCAUGGAGGACUCGGGGGACAACAAGGACCAGGCUAAUGGAGAGGGGCCCGGUUCCGGGGCCAAGCGCUCUGGGGCCACUCGCAUGGUAACCAGGCUCAGGAACCCAGAGAGCAAACUGAGCCAGCUGAAAAGCCAGCAGGUAGCCGCCGCCGUCCAGCAGGGUUUCAGGGAGGGGAAGGAGGUGCUGGUGGUAAACGCGCAGGGAGACGUGACGCGAGUCAGCACACGCAGCUCCAAGGACGGGCUAAAGGGCGCCCUUGGGAACUUCUUCAAGCUGGGCCAGGAGGGGAAGUACCGGGUCUACCACAACCAGUACAGCACCAAUACGCUGGCCCUGAACAAGCACCAGCACCGGGAGGACCAUGACAAGCGGCGUCACCUGUCCCAUAAGUUCUGCAUGACUCCAGCGGGGGAUUUCAAGUGGAACGGCUCCAUCCACGGCUCGAAGGUGCUGACCAUCUCCACGCUGCGCCUCACCAUCGUCCAGCUGGAGAACAACGUGCCCGCCCCUUUCAUGCACCCCAACUGGGCAUCUCACAGGAUCAACUGGAUAAAGGCCGUGCAGAUGUGCAGCAAAGCCAGAGAGUUUGCUCUGGCUCUGGCCAUCCUGGAGUGUGCCAUCAAACCUGUAGCCAUGCUGCCUGUCUGGAAGGACUCCCUUGGACACACAAGACUCCACCGCAUGACGUCCAUCGAGCGUGAGGAGAAGGAGAAGCUGAAGAAGAGGGAGAGGAAGCUGGAAGAAGAGGAGACCAUGCAACAAGCAACCUGGGUCAAAUACACCUUCCCUAUCAAACACCAGGUAUGGAAGCAGAAGGGGGAAGAGUACCGGGUCACGGGGUACGGAGGCUGGAGCUGGAUCAGUAAGACCCACGUACAGCGCUUCCACCCCAAGCUGCCCGGGAACACAAACCCAAAUUACCGCAAGGAACUGGAAGAUGCCAAAUUUGGCGAGAAAUGCACUCUGCUAGACCUGGGCAGAAGGCCCUUAACAGGGACACGAGAUGAACCUCAGGAAGCCCCAGCGAACAGCAUCCAGGAGCCCUUGGCCUCCUCCAUCACCCCCGAGGAUCCAACAGAAAACUGUCAGAAGGCUGAGAAGGGUAAGGAGGAGGAAGAGGAGAUGGGGAAGGAGGAGGGGAGGAAGACUGAGGAGGGGAAGGAGAUGGAGAUGGGGAUGGAGAAGAAGAAGAAGGAGAGAAAGGGAGAUGUGGAGGACAAGAUGGAGGUGAAUCCUGGAGUUGAGAGACCAGAUAAAGGGACCAGUUUGCAAGAAAUGGAGGCCAGCACAAAGCAGGAGCCCGCUGCUGUGUGUGAGCGCCCCUUCAACUACGACGUUGUUGAUGUCAGCAAGGGCUUCCUGACCCGUGUCGCCUACAAGAUGCUCAAGGCCUCAAAGCUGGACGGUCUACUAGAUCGGCGAGUCAAACAACACACACUAGAGGAGAAGCAGAGGCAACAGGUCCCGACCUCCAAACCCCCGGCAGCCUCAGAGCCUUCGGAGACUCCUUCCUCCAAACCCCCGGCAGCCUCAGAGCCUUCGGAGACUCCUUCCUCAGCACCGGGCACCCUGGUCCGGACGAGGUCUCCACUAAAGCCCCUGGCUUUGGCUCUGGCCCAGGUUCAGUGCACGACCUUGGCGGAAGUCAAGACCCAGUCAUGUCCCUCUUUAGCAGGGACUCCUGUGUCAGGGACGGUGAAAGAGGAGGAGGCAGACUUGAAACCUGCACAGGAGAGUGCUUCUCAUCCCCUGGCCCUUCCUACUGCAGGCACCCCAUCUAGAGACCGUACUGGUUUGGAAUCACCUUCAUUAAAAAAACAGACACAGGAAAUGGGUCUGCAGCAAAGGACUACAGGGCCCAAUGCAGCUGUUUCUAGCAGCACAAAGCAAGAGGGUCCCUCACUGUGUGAGGAAUCAGUGGCCUCGUCUGUACAACCCACUCAGAGCUUUUCGGGGCAACCAACUGCAUGCAUUCUAGCAGACAUAGGCAAGCCUCGAGGUACUGAUCAUGGCAGUCCUGAGGUCUCUGUGCCUAAAUCAUCUGAACCUGAUAAUCUUGUAACUCUGAAGGCAGAAGAAAGGUGCAAAGAGGAGCAUCAGCAGAAGAUCCAAGAGGUCAGUCAAGGCAGACCGAUGGAGGCAAACCCAGUGCCUGUUCAGAUGAAUGGCAAAGACAGCCUGGAGGGGGAUGUGGAGGAGACGACUAGCCUCUGCAUCAAAGUCAACAACAGCGUGGAUAAGGUGGGGGAGGGAGAGAGUCGCCCUGCUUUGCCCAAGGCAAAGCAGCUGGUCAAUGGAGACAUGGUCUCGCUGAACGUCAAGUCAGAAGCAAUGAGAAGCGUUGAACCGCACCCGGCUCCCAGCCAGAAAGAGACAGAGUGCCAGAGGGUUGCUUUGGACCAGGACCUCCAGCCUCCAGUGAAGAUCGCAAGGCUGGAGAGCAGUGUAGUGGCGCCCCCCCCCAGCAUUACCCAACAGGACAGCACCACGGCGGGCCGGAGGAAAGCAGCGGUGAGGGUCAUCCGCAUGCCUCCCUCCCCUGUCCCCUCGGCCCAGGAUCCCAGCGCGGGGGGCUGUCUCACGGAGGAGGGCGGUGAAGGCGCAGAGCAGAGGACCACGGUUUCCAUGGCAACAAAGAUCGCCAAAGUGCCGGAGAGCAGUUUUGGAAACACAGCAGCGUCCGAGAGUAGCGUAGUAGCCAACCUCACUACGAUGACCAAAUUUUACUCCCCCAGCCCCGACUGCCAAUCAGAAGAAAGCCAGAGCGAAACAUUGACGCAAGAGCAAAGGACGUUGCUGUCGGCCUCCUACAGCAUGCUGAACGGAGACGGUAAUAUGGUGGCGGUGAUCCAAUCGUUCUCCACCAAGGGCCGUGUCCGCCUCCUCAAAUUCUCACGCACCAAGAAGGCCCGGUCGGACACGGCGCUGCCCUCCUACAGGAAGUUUGUUACCAAGAGCAACCGCAAGAGUAUUUUUGUGUUGCCCAGCGAUGACCUGAAGGUGCUGGCCAGACGGGGAGGUCUUCGGGAGGUGUCCAUCUUCAACUACAACGCCAAGCCGGCCCAGGACAUCUGGCCAUACCCCUCUCCAAGGCCCACCUUUGGGAUCACCUGGAGGUACCGCCUCCAGACGGUGCGCUCGCUGGCGGGGCUCAGCCUGAUGCUGAGGCUCCUCUGGGCCUGUCUGCGCUGGGACGACAUGGCCGUCAAGCCCUCCUCCGCCGUCGGGACCACCCGCACCGCCCUAUCCCCACUCAUUGCCACAGAAACGUCGGACACGGAGAUCACCACCACAGAGAUCAUCAAGAGAAGAGACGUCGGCCCGUACGGCAUCCGCUCCGAGUACUGCAUCCGCAAGAUCAUCUGCCCCCUGGGGCUGCCCGACACGCCAAAAGAGACCCACACACCCCAGAGGAAAGGCCUGCGCUCCAGUGCCCUGCGGCCCAAGAAGCCGGAGCCUGCCAAACAGACGGGCCCCAUCGUGAUCGAGACCUGGGUGGCAGAGGAAGAGCUCGACCUCUGGGAGAUCAGAGCCUUCUCAGAGAGGGUGGAGAAAGAGAAGGCUCAGGCUGCUGAAAAUGCCAAGAAGCGUCUGGAUCAGAAGCCGGGCUCAGCGUCAGUCUCCACUCCGUCUGGCACCACGUCGGCCAGCGUCAUGGUGGGCUCGUUGGCGGGACAGGUGACCGCUGGCACCAAGGUGGUUCUCACGACCAAGAUGGGCACCCCCGUCACAUUCCAACAGAACAAGAACUUCCAGCAGUCCUUUGCCACGUGGGUCAAACAGGGCCAGACCACGCAAGGGACGGUCAGUACCACCGCUGGACAGACCUUCCAGAUUACAGGGGCCUCGGUAGGAGGGAAGGUUCUGACUGCUAAGCUACCACUGCCCGCCAACAGCAAGAUAGUCAAGGUCAACGUGCCCGCCGCACCAGGAGGUAUGAUGCAGCAGAAGGUGCUGGGCAUCAUCCCAUCCGGCACUGCGGGUGGAGCACAGACCUAUACCACCUUCCAACCCCGCACGGCCACCCUCAACAUUAGACCCAACACCCCGGGAUCCCCUCAGCAGGUCCUGCCAGUGACCCCAACGCCCCUCUCCCUAGGUCAUAGCGGGCAGCAGGUUGUCACCCAGAUCAUCCGUGGCCAGGCUGUCACCACAACAGUAGCCAGCCCCGCCCCCACUGGCCAACGGCUAGCCGGCCCCCUGGGGCUCGGGCAGACCGCCAUCCCGCGACCUCAACAGGGCCAGUUCAAACUGACCCUCACCCAGCUGUCCCAGCUAACCCAGAAGCAGCAGGGGGUGGUGGGGGCAGAGCGUCCAGCGGGGGGUGCGCAUGUCCGCGUGCUGGACCAGCAGGGCCCUGACGGUAAUACCCCAAGGGGGUGACUUGUGAUCCCCGGGCCAGGUCAGCAGCUCAUGCAGGCGGCCCUGCCCAACGGACAAUUCCAGCGCUUCCUAUUCACCCCGGUUGCAUCCGCAGCCACGCCCACAGCUACGGUAGUCUCAGGCCUGCUCCAGACCUCCACCAAGGCCCCAGCCCAGCCCGCUCAGCAGGCGGCCGCCCCCGUGCAGGCGGGGGCAACGCCCCAGGCCGCGCCUGGCACCCCCCCUCUGGUCACGCCACAGGGACAGCUGCCCCCCCAGACCCAGGCCCACAUGCCCAUCCAGUCCCCCACGCCCCUCCAGGUGAAGGCGCAGGCGGGCCGCGCCCCUCUGCAGCCGGCCCCCCAGGUGGUGGGUGUGCCCGGGCUGCAGCCCCAGGUGGGCAACGUGGUGACCAUCCAGACGGCCUCGGUGCAGGAGCAGCUCCAGAGGAUUCAGCAGCUCAGGGAGCAACAGCAGCAGAAGAAGAAGCAGGCGGCCGAGGCCAAGCGGGAGCAGACCCCCCACACCGCCGGACACCUGCUGCAGAAACAGGUGGUGAUGAAGCAAAAUGCCGUCAUCGAACAUUUGAAGCAAAAGAAGACCAUGACACCUGCUGAGAGGGAGGAAAACCAGAGGAUGAUCACGUGCAACCAGGUAAUGAAGUACAUCCUGGACCGCAUCGACCGCGACGAGAAGCAGACUGCCAAGAGGCGCCGGAAGGAGGAGGUGGUGGAGCAGAAGAGGAGGAACGCCAAUGCCAGCAAGCUGUCCUCACUGUUGUACCGCCACAAGGAGAGCCUCAAGACGGAGAUCCUGAAAAAGAGGGCGCUGCUGGACAAGGAGUUGCAGCUGCAGGCCCAGGAGGAGCUGAAGAGGGACCUGCUGCGGAUGCGGCGGGAGAAGGAGAGAGCCCAGGCCGCCGCCCACAACACCCCACACCACCAACACGCCCCCUUCGGCAAGGGACACGCCCCCCCCGCCCAGCACCACCAUCAUCAUCAUCAACAGCAGCACCACCCUGCCUCCGCCUCUCCGCUCAGGGCCAGCCCAGUCCCCGCUGGCCACAAGAGGAAAAGGGAGGGCCCCGCUGGGCUGGGGGCUGCUACGGCCAGCGCCAAGGGAAAGAGGAAGAAGAUGAUCUCCACCACAAGCUCCAAGGAGAACCGCAAGGACAUCAAGCUGUACUGCGUCUGCAAGACGCCCUACGACGAGUCCAAGUUCUACAUCGGCUGCGACCUGUGCACCAACUGGUACCACGGCGAGUGUGUGGGCAUCACGGAGAAGGAGGCCAAGAAGAUGGACGACUACAUCUGCGCCGAGUGCAAGAGAGCGCAGGAGGGGAACACUGAGGAGCUGUACUGCAUCUGCCAGACACCCUACGAUGAGUCCCAGUUCUACAUCGGCUGCGACCGCUGCCAAAACUGGUACCACGGGCGAUGCGUGGGCAUCCUGCAGAGUGAGGCCACCCACAUCGACCAAUACGUGUGUCCGCAGUGCCAGUCCACGGAGGACGCCAUGACCGUGCUCACGCCGCUCACCGACAAGGACAACGAGGGCCUGAGGAGAAUCCUGCGCUCGCUGCAGGCCCAUAAAAUGGCGUGGCCCUUCCUGGAGCCCGUGGACACCAACGACGCCCCGGACUACUACCGGGUCAUCAAGGAACCCAUGGACCUCUCCACCAUGGAGGACCGGCUGCAGCGGCGAGACUACGUCAAGCUGACGGAGUUUGUUGCGGACAUGACCAAAAUCUUUGACAACUGCCGCUACUACAAUCCAAGCGACUCGCCCUUCUACCAGUGUGCCGAGGUCCUGGAGAACUUCUUCGUCCAGAAGCUCAAGGGCUUCAAGGCCAGCAGAUUGUGAUGUCAUUACCUCUCGGGGCCAGGGUCGAUCUAAACAGACCAGUUAGUUUUUCCUGGACAUAGCUGUUUCUAUUGUCUUGGAAAACAGCAUUCAGUUCUCCCAAGAACCAUACAAUGAUGUAUAAAAUACUACACCAGAUGUGUCCUCCUUUUCUAUUUUAAACAAAAAUGGAACCUAAAAAAAAAGACCCUUUCCACUGUCUAUGUGGCAGCCAUGUUGGAGCUCAGAGACAUGGCUUUCUGACUCCGACAUGUGACACAUGGCUGAUAUUUUUUUAGUCGGAUUGUUAAGCUUUGUUAUCUUCUGUACUGAGAUGAAUAUAAAAAUAAGUCACUGAUUAUUGGAAGUUAUUGAAAUGAUACCAGAUAACUUAUAAUUUCAUUGGGCUUAUUUUAUUCCACCUAACAUUUUACCUUUUCCUUAGCUUAGUCUUUUUUUAAUGAAUGCUUGUAGCGUUUAUUAGUUUCAUGUUCAACCAGUUGUUCGUGUGUCUUAUUUUAUUUUAUGUGCAUAUGAUAUAUCCUUUUGUGAAGGACUAUUUUUGUGUUCUAAAGGAAAUAAAUCUCUAGGACUUAUAAAGAUAGAAGAUUGCGUCUAGUUAGCACUAGUCUGAGGCAAGGGGGCAUGGUUCCAUUACUUAACCACAUUUUUUGUAAAUACACCCAGCUCACAUCUCACCAACAUGGCUGCCAUGUCCAUCCUAAACAUGUCAUAGUUCAUUGUUUUUUGUUUUCUACACUGCUCUGCCCCAGUGCAUAUUUUUGUCAUGUUCAAGCUUUUAAUAAAAAAAAAAGUACAAAGAUUGA